Triticum dicoccoides is the source of this 3407-nucleotide messenger RNA. RefSeq names its product disease resistance protein RPM1-like. The record is from RefSeq and is a predicted model, not a curated record. Gene Ontology annotation, biological process: defense response to other organism. The transcript has 3 exons. NCBI's taxonomy places the organism in Eukaryota, Viridiplantae, Streptophyta, Magnoliopsida, Poales, Poaceae. Gene Ontology annotation, molecular function: ADP binding. The coding region runs from base 356 to 3070 and encodes 904 amino acids.
GGCAUCGCGAGUGGCUGUCGCCCACUGACUGCACUCGCUGCAUUUCCCCCCGUCUUCCUAUCCCGCCCCCUCUCCUUCCUCGCUCCACGGACUGAGCUAGAGUCCAGUCGUCGCAAUAUUCGUUCGUUCGUAGCUCCGCCCCGCGGAUGAGUCGGUCUCGCAAGCGGAUUUAGUCCGCUCUCCUCCACCAGUCUGCCACGGAGCACAUCGCUGCCGCCUUCUCGACUCCACUGCAGAUUCCAUGCUUUGCGCUCGCGCGAGAAUCCAUCAGAACUUUUGACACUGGUGGUCCGUUUGGUGGGUAAGUUGUUGUCCCACUCUAUAGACCGCCUACUACAAGUAUCCCAAAGCUCAAAUGGCCGAGGCAGUACUCAUUGCUGUGACGAAGAUUGGUUCCAUUUUAGCAGAUGAAGCCAUCAUGGCCAUUAUAGAUAAGUUGUCUGAAAAAGUUACUAAUCUGAAGGAACUGCCAGUAAAGAUUGAGCAAAUAAGAAAGCAACUGAAUAUGAUGAGUAAUGUUAUAAGGAAAAUAGGCACGGUAUAUCUCACAGAUGAACUUGUCAAGAGUUGGAUUGGGGAGGUCCGCAAUGUGGCCUACCAUGUUGAAGAUGUAAUGGAUAAAUACUCAUACCAUGCUCUUCAACUUAAGGAAGAAGGUUUCCUCAAGAAAUUCUUCAUUAAAGCAACACAUUAUGUCAAGGUUUUCAGUGAAAUUGCCAAUAAUGUAGUUGACGUAGAGAAGGAGAUUCAGCUAGUUAUACAGAUGAAAGAUCAGUGGUUGCAGCCCUCCCAGCUUGACGCCAACACACUUGCUGAGAUGGAAAGACAGCGGUCCCAAGACGGCUUCCCUGAAUUUGUCAAGGAUGAAGAUCUUGUAGGAAUUGAAGACAACAGGAUAUUGCUGACCAAAUGGCUGUACUCCGAAGAGCAGGAAAACACUGUGAUAACAGUAUCGGGCAUGGGUGGGUUGGGAAAAUCUACCCUGGUCUCAAAUGUUUAUGAACGUGAAAAGAUCAACUUCUCUGCAAAUGCAUGGAUCGUUGUGUCACAGGUUUACACUGUUGAUGCCCUGUUGAGGAAGCUACUAUGGAAGAUCGGAUACACCGAACAACCAUCGUCUCAAAUGGACGUGCAUGACUUGAAAAAGGAAAUACAGAAGAGACUUGAAAAUAGAAAAUACUUGAUUGUGCUGGAUGAUGUCUGGGAGCAAGAGGUAUACUUCCAAAUACGUGAUGCUUUCCAGAAUCUGCAAGGAAGUCGGAUCAUCAUUACAACACGGAAGGACCAUGUCGCCGGAAUCUCUCCUUCCGACCGUCACCUUGAGCUGCAGCCGUUGAGUAAUUCUGACGCCUUUGACCUCUUCUGCAGAAGGGCUUUUUACAACCAGAGGGGCCACAUGUGCCCCAAGGAUUUUGAGAUAAUUGCUGCCUCUAUAGUUGAAAGAUGUCAUGGCCUGCCUCUAGCAAUUGUUACCAUUGGUAGCCUGUUGUCCUCCAGACCACGAUUAGACAUUUGGACACAAAAGUACAAUCAGCUUCGAAGUGAGCUGUCAAAUAAUGAUCAUGUCCGAGCAAUUUUCAAUCUGAGUUACCAUGACCUUUCAGAUGAUCUCAGAAACUGCUUCUUGUACUGCAGUCUGUUCCCAGAAGACCACCCCAUGCCACGUGACAGCCUUGUGCGGCUGUGGGUUGCAGAAGGCUUUGUGGUGAGUAAAGAAAAGAACACACCAGAGGUGGUCGCUGAGGGCAAUCUUAUGGAAUUGAUCCACCGCAAUAUGCUUGAAGUUGUGGAGACUGAUGAGCUUGGUAGGGUUAGCACCUGUAAGAUGCAUGAUAUUGUGCGUGAACUGGCUAUUUCUGUUGCUAAAGAAGAGAGAUUUGCUUCAGCAAAUGACCAGCGUGAAAUGAUACAGAUGGAUAAGGAUGUUCGCCGGCUAUCAGCAUGUGGAUGGAAAGAAAACACUGCAUUGACACUUAAACUUCCACGUCUUAGAACUGUAGUGUCACUUGGAGUAAUUUCAUCCUCCCCUGGCAUGUUGUCUUCAAUCCUGUCUGAAUCUAGCUACCUGAGUGUUCUUGAGCUUCAAGACUCUGAAAUCACUGAAGUGCCAGCAUCGAUAGGGCAUCUGUUCAAUCUACGUUACAUUGGCUUACGACGCACCAAGGUCAAAUCACUCCCGGAUUCUGUUGAGAAUCUUUCUAACCUCCACACUCUGGACAUUAAGCAAACCAAAAUAGAGAAGCUACCACGGGGAAUUGUUAAGAUCAGGAAGUUACGGCACCUUUUAGCUGAUAGAUAUGCUGAUGAGAAGCAGACAGAGUUCCGUUACUUUAUGGGAAUGCAUGCACCUAAAGAGCUGUCCAACUUGGAAGAACUGCAAACUCUUGAGACUGUGGAAUCUAGUAACAACUUGGCUGAGCAGCUGAAGAAACUGAUGCAACUAAGCAGUUUGUGGAUUGACAACAUAAGUGCUGCUGACUGUGCACUUCUGUUUGCUACCCUGUCAGAUAUGCCACUUCUUUCCAGCUUGCUUCUUUCUGCAAAGGAUGAGAAUGAGACACUUUGCUUUGAGGCUCUGAAGCCAAAGUCUACAGAUCUGCGCAAGUUGAUUAUCAGAGGGCAAUGGGCUAAGGGGACACUGAAUUGGCCGAUAUUUCUUGACCAUGGAACCCACCUCAAGUAUCUUGCUCUAAGCUGGUGCGACCUUGGGGAAGAUCCACUGAAGAUCCUUGCACCACACCUGCCGAACCUCACAUUUCUAAAACUGAACAACAUGCAUAGUGCAAAUACUUUGGUUCUAUCUGCAGGUUCCUUCCCCAGUCUGAAGACACUGGUCUUGAAGCACAUGCCUGAUGUCAGCCAGAUGAACAUCAUUGAUGGCGCUCUUCCAUGCAUUGAAGGUUUGUACAUCGUGUCUCUGUUGAAGCUGGAUAAGGUCCCCCAAGGCAUUGAAUCACUUGGCUCCCUGAAGAAGCUCUGGCUGCUGAGCUUGCACAAGGAUUUCAGAAGUCAAUGGGUCACUAGUGGGAUGCAUCAGAAGAUAAUGCAUGUUCCAGAGAUUCGUGUCUAGAUGCAGCAAGUGGGUUCUUUCUGCAGUGUCUUUGUCGGUUCUUUGCUUCUUUCUGCAGUCUCAUUCCUGUAUGCCGCAUCGUAUUUUUGAUCAUUCAAAUAAGUUUGUGACUAUUGAAAUCACCAGUAGCAUUUGGCCCGUACUUGUAUAUUGUAACACCAUUUAUUCCUCGAAGAUUUAUGUCCACUGCCUUUCAGAGGCCUCUGUACUGUUUCUAUGUUGAUCGUGCUCUGUACGUUUGUGUUGUUUAAGUUGCAUGCUUUAGUACCAAUUUCAUGUAACAACAUGCAUUAUUUGUAUCGAACAUCUUCUGUGAUUGAUCCUGUCAAACAUUUCA